AGCGCUUAUCCUUGCCGGUUUGCCAGCUGUUUCUUAGGAGCUGGGGCUGCCCACAAACUGACCCGCCGGGCUUUCUAGAUUUCACCUGAGGGUCAGAGGGUCCCGCGGCGCACGUGCGGCGGAUACUCCCACCCCCUUGGGGGGCGGGGUCGUGUUCAAAGCCAAUGAGAGCUUGGGGGGGUGGAGGGGUAGGGAAGCUUCCAGAGGCCGAUAGGGAGGAGGUUAUAUAGAGGGCACCGGCGGACCAACGGGAGAGCCAUGCAGACCAAGCGGGAGUGUGAGCUGUGGUGUGAGAGGGUGAAUCCAGAGAACAAGGCGGCGCUGGAGGCGUGGGUCAGGGAGACAGGCAUCCGCCUGGUGCAAGUGAACGGGCAGAGGAAGUAUGGCGGGCCACCCCCAGGCUGGGUGGGCAGCCCGCCGCCGCCCGGGUCGGAGGUAUUUAUCGGGCGGCUGCCCCAGGAUGUGUACGAGCACCAGCUGAUCCCACUGUUCCAGCGUGUGGGCCGCCUUUACGAGUUCCGCCUGAUGAUGACCUUCAGCGGCCUGAAUCGUGGCUUCGCCUACGCCCGCUACAGCUCGCGACGCGGCGCCCAGGCCGCCAUCGCCACACUGCACAACCACCUGCUGCGGCCCUCCUGCCCGCUGCUCGUAUGCCGCAGCACCGAGAAGUGCGAGCUGAGCGUGGACGGGCUGCCGCCGGCCCUGAGUCGCCGCGCGCUACUGCUCGCACUGCAGCCUCUCGGUCCCGGCCUGCAGGAGGCGCUGCUGCUGCCCAGCCCCGGGCCCGCGCUCGCGCAGAUCGCGCUGCUCAAGUUCAGCUCGCAUCGUGCUGCCGCCAUGGCCAAAAAGGCCCUGAUGGAAGGGCAGUCACGCCUCUGUGGAGAGCAGGUAACCGUGGAGUGGCUCAAGCCGGACCUGAAGCAGCGACUCCGCCAGUUUGUGGGUCCCUCCCUGAGGUGCCCACAGCCAGAGGGCAGACGAUUGACCCUGGCCAGGGACAAGUUAGAGUCCCAAGGGGCUCGGGCUGCCCUGCAGCUACUGUGCCAACAGAUGAAGCUGGGUAGCCCAGUGUUCCUUACCAAGUGCUUAGGCACAGGUCCUGCUGGCUGGCACCACUUCUGGUACCAAGUGGUGAUCCCUGGGCAUCCAGUGCCCUUCAGUGGCCUCAUCUGGGUUGUGCUGUCUUCUGAUGGGCAGGAUGGGCAUGAGGUGGCCAAGGAUGCUGUGUCUGCACGGCUGCUGGAGGCACUGAGUGAGUCUGGGGCCAGCCUCCUGUGGUCUGCUGGGGCUGAGGCAGGUACCAUGGUUAAGCAGUGACCCUAUCCUCUCCACAGGCAGCCUGACUAAGUAGGCAGAGCCUAUGUCAGUCCCCAACCCAGCAAGCCUGAGCAGCCACCAUCUGAUCCCAAAAGAGGGAGGAGCAUGGGCCCUACCCUAAGCCUGACACAGCUUCCCAGUUGGGGCAGGGCCCCAGCACACCAGGGGGCAGCUCAGGUUUGACUAGGUUGUGGUGAAGGACCUUGCCCUCCUCCCAGCCCAGGGUCUCACAUGACCCCUUGGUCUUCUUGGCUGUUGUCUGGUGUGCGUGCGCGCGCACGCACACACACACACACACACACACACACACACACUCUCCUCCCACAGCUUAGCAUGAAUCUACUGCUAUUUUUCUUAAUUUGUUUUUGUUGGUUUUUAUUUGGGGGCCGGCUGAGCCAAAGGGUCAGAAAUCUGCCUUUUGUCCCCACCACUUGGCAUUCUGGUUUUGGUAUAUGUGUAUUGUUCAUUUUUUCUAUGCUGGUUGUAUUUAUAUUAAACCCCUGGUUAGUGUA
Molecule: messenger RNA, 1829 nt
Organism: Pteropus alecto (black flying fox)
Lineage: Eukaryota; Metazoa; Chordata; Mammalia; Chiroptera; Pteropodidae
Gene: DND1
Product: DND microRNA-mediated repression inhibitor 1
Exons: 4
Coding region: 259-1317 (352 amino acids)
Biological process (GO): germ cell development; negative regulation of miRNA-mediated gene silencing; mRNA stabilization
Cellular component (GO): cytoplasm; nucleus
Molecular function (GO): mRNA binding
Source: RefSeq, a predicted model, not a curated record